AUGACGGAUCCCUGGGUGAACGUGGCGCAGGCCCCUGCCGAUGCCAUUCUUGAGCUUACGGUUGCCUUUAAGAACGACAAGGCCGACAAAAAGGUGAAUCUCGGUGUCGGUGCCUACCGUGACGAGACCGGCAAGCCGUGGGUGCUCCCCGCGAUCCGCGAGUCGAAGAAGCUGCUGCUGAACGACCCCGAGGUGGACCACGAGUACCUCCCGAUUGCCGGAUAUGCCCCCUACCUCAAGGCCAGCGGCGAGCUGCUCUUUGGCGCGGAUGCGUCGGCCGUGAAGGAGAACCGCCUGGUGACGAACCAGACGAUCAGCGGCUCUGGCGCGAACCACAUCGGCGCCGAGUUCGUGUCCAAGUUCUACCAGUUCCCCACCGACAAAAAGGUGAUCUACGUGUCGAAGCCGACGUGGCCGAACCACUUUGCGAUCAUGCACGCCGGCGGUCUCGAGACGGUCGAGUACCGCUACUACGACGAGAAGACCCGCGGCCUGGACUUUGAGGGUCUCAAGGCGUCGCUUCGCGAUGCGCCCGACGGCAGUGUCGUGCUGCUGCACGCCUGUGCGCACAACCCCACCGGUGUGGACCCCAACGAGGCCCAGUGGAAGGAGCUUGCGGAGCUCUUCAAGGAGAAGAAGCUCUUUGCGUUCUUCGACUGUGCGUACCAGGGCUUUGCGUCGGGCGACCCCGUGCGCGACGCGUUUGCGGUGCGCUACUUUGAGUCGCAAAAGACGAUCCCGAUGCUCGUCUGCCAGAGCUACGCCAAGAACGCGGGCCUGUACGGCGAGCGUAUCGGCGCUCUGCACGUCGUCGUGCAAAAGUCGGAGGAGGUGCCCAAGGUGCAGAGCCAGCUGAACGCGCUGCAGCGCAGCGAGAUCAGUACCUGCCCCGCCUUUGGUGCGCGCCUCGUUGCCAAUGUCCUCACGAAGCCCGAACUGCUCGAGCAGUGGCACAAGGACAUCCAGACGAUGGCGCACCGUAUCAUUGCCAUGCGCAAGGAGCUCUACAACCUGCUUGUGAACAAGUACAAGACCCCUGGCACCUGGAACCACAUUGUGGACCAGACCGGUAUGUUCUCGUUCCUGGGCCUGAACACGGACCAGUGCGACCGCCUGGUGAAGGACGGCCACAUUUACCUGGUCAAGACGUCGCGUAUUAGCAUGGCGGGCCUGAACCCCAGCAACGUCGACUAUGUCGCGCAGUGGAUCGACCAGGUGGUCCGCGACGCGAAGCUGUAG
Molecule: messenger RNA, 1239 nt
Organism: Malassezia japonica
Lineage: Eukaryota; Fungi; Basidiomycota; Malasseziomycetes; Malasseziales; Malasseziaceae
Gene: aat2
Product: aspartate transaminase
Exons: 2
Coding region: 1-1239 (412 amino acids)
Biological process (GO): L-aspartate biosynthetic process
Cellular component (GO): cytosol
Molecular function (GO): L-aspartate:2-oxoglutarate transaminase activity; pyridoxal phosphate binding
Source: RefSeq, a predicted model, not a curated record